Molecule: messenger RNA, 393 nt
Organism: Capsicum annuum
Lineage: Eukaryota; Viridiplantae; Streptophyta; Magnoliopsida; Solanales; Solanaceae
Product: desiccation-related protein PCC13-62-like
Exons: 2
Source: RefSeq, a predicted model, not a curated record
UUUGGAUGGCAGCUAGUUGCAGGAUUACUUGGAGUCGAAUCAGGUCAAGACGCUGUUCUAAGAGCAUUACUUUAUGAGCGAGGAAGAGAGAAGGUAGAACCCUAUGGGAUUACAGUAGCAGAGUUCACAAAUCGAAUAUCAAAGCUGAGGAACAAACUGGGACGCCAUGGAAUUAAAGAUGAAGGACCUAAUGUGAAACCGAAAGUAGGUGCUGAAGGGAGGAUAAGGGGAAAUGUACUUGCAGGGGACAAGUACUCGAUGGCCUUCGACAGAACGCCGAAAGAAAUAUUAAGAAUAGUGUAUGGAAGUGGAAAAGAGAAUAAACCCGGUGGAUUUUAUCCAAAAGGAGCGAAAGGGCAGAUAGCAAAAUCAUAUCUAAGGCAUGGGGACUAG